Colletotrichum graminicola M1.001 is the source of this 1134-nucleotide messenger RNA. Its product is annotated as necrosis inducing protein. The coding region runs from base 1 to 1134 and encodes 377 amino acids. The transcript is spliced from 2 exons. The record is from RefSeq and is a predicted model, not a curated record. NCBI's taxonomy places the organism in Eukaryota, Fungi, Ascomycota, Sordariomycetes, Glomerellales, Glomerellaceae.
AUGUUUUGCCGCUCGUUUUUGACGCUCUUUUCCCUUGGCCUGGUUGCAUCCGCAGCAGGCCGUACACUCUCUCAACGGGACGACGAUGCGUUUGAGGGCAAAGUGAAGGACCACGACGCAAUCGCGCCCUUUGCGCAGCAGGCCGCAGACGGACUGCCCGGACAGCUUCAACUGCAGUUCAAGCCCGCACUUAACGACGUGCGGGGCUGUCUCCCAUAUCCCGCUGUCGACGCAGAGGGCUUCCACAGUGGUGGACUGAAACCAACUGGAACUGAGGACGGUGACUGUCGAGGCUCCUCCACGGGCCAGGUCUACUCAAGAGUGGGAUACUCCAACGGUCGCAUGGCGGUGCUUUACGCAUGGUAUCUGCCCAAGAUGAUGACAAUGAGCGUCGACAACCCCUCCUCCAGGCAUUGGUAUUUGAGCUCCGUAGUCUGGCUUCACACCGAGGAGUGCAAUGCCACAGCGGCCGACUUCACAGUUGCGGGCGUAAGCUAUUCCCUCGGGGAAGACGCAUACAGCAAACGCUUCGACCAACCCACGCUCUUCGCGGCAGACGAUGUCUCUAGCACACACCCCGUGGUGGGAUACCGAGCCCAGACGUCCGUGUUUCCGUCAUACAAGAAUGUCACCGACGGCCUCGACAUGCCCCUUGUGAGCUGGACCAAGCUGCCGCAACCAGCCGUGGAUCAGUUCAACGGCUUCGUGUACGAGCUCGCGCGGUGCCCGUUCCAAGAUGCCAACUUCCAGGCUUCUCUGGACGCUGCUUUCAGCCCCGACUUUUACGCCAACCUGACGGCCGAGCCUGAUGCCGCCACAUGUGCCGCGAACCCUACGGACGAGUCGUCCCGUGCGGUCAAAGCCGCCCGCGCCCUUGGGGACACGGAACCUAUUGUCGACGGCCCCAAUAUCGACAUCCACAAUCCGCCUGCCGAUCCGGUUUUCACGUCAACUCCCCCCCGAUCAACCACAUCGUCAAGACCAACCUCUACCCGCCGUCCAACAGCAACCCCCACCCGCCGCCCAACCACUCCAACACAAAAGCCAGCGAGGGAGGGAUCCGGGCCCAAGAGGCCAGGCAAGCCUAGAAAGGGUAGAAAGAGAUUUCUCCGCGACGUUGGGGAUGAUGAGUGA